AACGGAGACUUGGAGAAGAGAAGUGGUCUGCCCGUGUGGGCCUUAAUCCUCCGUGCAGCCGCCUCCAGCUUGAACUCAGGACUUCUCUGCUAGGCUCAAGUAGUUUCCAGGCCAAAUCAGUGCUCAGGAAGGGAGAGGGUCCACUUUCCCCACUUGAUUAGUUGCCCUCAUAUCUCCUAGGAGAGGAGACAAGAGUACAAAAUCAGGGCUCAGAAUGUGCUUCUACAGCUGAAAAAUGUACAGGAUCUCGGGCUGCCUCGUCCCACUGGGUUGGAAUAAGCAGGAUGAACACUAUGUUUCAGAUGCUGGGGUUCUGCCCAUGACACCUGGGCUCCGAUCCACCUUUUCAGUUAUUAGGGUCAUUGAGGUGCUAGGUGCUGGCCCCGAUCUGUGGCAAAACGGCAGGCAAAAGGACUUCUGCAUGUGGGAAGCUGAGUCAAGCCUGGAAGGGCUUCUUCCAUCCUACCCCUAUCCUAUAAUCUUACAGCCCCACGAGUGAGGCAGCAGGCAGUCUCCAAGCCGGGAGGCAGAAAAAACCUGUGUCCACCAUGAUUUUGACCCCAGAGAACCUACUUCCUGAUCUUAGUAUUGGCCUAACUCUUGGUAGAGGCAAGACAGAUUAAAUAAGAAGGAUGAGGUGCUUGAGAAAAGCAAGGCAAAGUAAAGAGCAUCAGUUUUAAAGGCUCUUUGCCAUUUUUAAGAUGCUCUUUGAUCUGGCUUUCCUCUGAAUAAAAGAUGUAGGAGUUAAAGGAGAGUGAGCACGUUAAACUAUUCAGCAAAGUACAUAGUGCAGGGCUUGAAGGCAGGUGAAGUCUGGGUCCUUGGCUGUGAGACUUGAGUGCCAUAUCCAGCCUCUCUGGGCUUCAUCUUUCUCCUCUGUGAAAUGGAGAUGGUAGCACCUCCUGUGGAUGGCGUGGUGUAGGUGGUGGGGCUGCUGAAGUGAGCCGACAGCCCUACGGCAGAUGACACACUGCUGGCCUCCUGAGAGGUUUGGACUUCCUAAAACAUCCUUUCAUAGUGGCCAAGCCCACCUGCUAAUGGGACAUCUGCCAGCUCCUCCCCCCGCACCAUAGCGACUUUUGCAGAGUAGAGUAGUGGCCUCAUCGCCCAUCCAUGCCAGCUGUGGCAGGACACAAGGAACAGCGGCAGCCAUGCCUCCCCCUGCCCUGGCCACCCCUUGCCCUCCACGCUAACCUGCAAGGUGUGGAUGCCUAUGGGACCCCAGAGGAUUGACUGUCUCAUCUGGCUUUCUAUCCCCAGUAAUAAGCCCCCCAAGAUGUCACUCGAGUGGCUAGUGGCCUGGAGCUGGUCCCUGGAUGGCUUGAGGGACUGCAUCGCCAGUGGCAUCCAGUCUGUGCGGGAUUGUGACACCAGUGCUGUGGUCACCGUGGCCUGCCUGCUGGUCCUGUUUGUGUGGUACUGCUACCACGUGGGCAGGGAGCAGCCACGGUCCUACGUCUCUGUGAACUCACUCAUGCAGGGUGCUGAUGCCAACGGGCUGCAGAACGGUUACGUGUACUGCCAGUCACCCGAGUGCAUCCGCUGCACCCACAGCGAGGGCCUCAACCAGAAACUCUACCACAACCUGCAGGAGUAUGCCAAGCGCUACUCAUGGUCCGGCAUGGGCCGCAUCCACAAGGGCAUCCGUGAGCAGGGCCGCUACCUGAGCAGCCGGCCUUCCAUCCAGAAGCCUGAGGUCUUUUUCCUGCCUGACCUCCCCACCACGCCGUACUUCCCAAGGGACGCACAGAAACAUGAUGUCGAGGUGCUGGAGCGGAACUUCCAGACCAUUCUGUGUGAAUUUGAGGCCCUCUACAAAGCUUUCUCAAACUGCAGCCUCCCACAGGGGUGGAAAAUGAACAGCACCCCCAGUGGGGAGUGGUUCACCUUUUACUUGGUCAAUCAGGGCGUUUGCGUCCCCAGGAACUGCAGGAAGUGCCCACGGACGUACCGCUUGCUGGGAAGCCUUCGGACCUGUAUUGGGAACAAUGUUUUCGGGAACGCGUGCAUCUCCAUGCUGAGCCCCGGGACUGUGAUAAACGAGCACUACGGGCCCACAAAUAUCCGCAUCCGGUGCCACUUGGGUCUGAAAACUCCCAGUGGCUGUGAGCUGGUGGUGGGAGGUGAGCCUCAGUGCUGGGCAGAAGGCCGCUGCCUCCUCUUUGAUGACUCCUUCCUGCACACUGCAUCCCAUGGAGGUUUGGCCGAGGAUGGCCCACGGGUGGUCUUCAUGGUGGAUCUGUGGCAUCCCAACGUUGCAGCUGCUGAACGGCAGGCCCUGGAUUUCAUCUUUGCCCCAGGACGAUGAGAAAAUUACCUGUGCAGGAGCUGGUGAGGGGCAGGGAGCCCAGGUGGCCACAGGAUGGUUCAGCCAUGCCCGAGCCUGGAUUCCAUGCCCGGAAACCUAUCUCAUUGGAACCCUCUCCUUGGGUUUCCUGUCAUAUGGGAUCCCUCUUUCCUUUGGAUAUUGUAAAUGGGAAAUUUUCAGCUUGUAUUUCCUUUGAUUUCAGUCAUUGCUCUGGAGAUUGCUUUCUGGCCUACCAGUGCAUCCUUUUGACUCUGACCAGUGACUUGGUACCUGUUGGUCUUGUUCCAUUGCUACAUGUUUUUUUUUCAGUGUUCUGAAAUAGAGUAACCAAACAGUUUCCAGUCUGAAUGUCAUCAUGUAAAACUUCUUGUAGUCAUCUUCAAAGGAAAAACAGAACACAAGCCAGAGAGCUGGAGAGCUUGCCUCUGAUGCUGGCGUACAGGAGGCCUUUACUACCCCAGGCAGGGACAGUUUGGGUCCGUGCUCCAGGCCGGCUUCGUUAGUGUGGGGAGGGGCUGCCGGACACUGUGAGAGCUGGUGUGCGGAGUCAGGGCCGGGGAGACCGACACCAUCACUGUCUCGCUCCAGACUGUCAAGUCCCAGCCGGCAAGAGUGCUGGGCUGCAGUGACCAGAGGCCUUUCUGUGACUGCGCUUUCCAACUGAGCUGAGGCCUGUGUCCUGAAGAGUAAGGCCGGGGCUCCCCCAAGUCAGCCACAGAAUGGGAUCCAUUUACCUCACUGCCCACAGAGCCUACUGCCACACUGGGCCUUGACGCUUCCCGCUGUAGGUGCUUUGAGUCCAGAGUGGUGGAGGUUACACUGUCAGGUGGGCUAGUCAGAGCUAUGCUGGGCCUCGUGAUUGCCUGAUGACAGACAUUCCAGGAACACCCUUCCCUGGCAAACUGGAGUCCUAAGUCUGGUGGUGUCUGACUUGCUUUGCAAUUCUGUUUCCUGAUUUUCACUUACCCGUCUUUAGGUAAGUGUUCCAAUGCUACAGUUGGAGACAGUAGAAGGGCCAAUCCUGGGUCUUUCUCGUUGCACGGGGAUAUGUGCACUUCGUCAUAGUAACCCAGGCCAGUAUAUACAAGGAGCCCUGGUCCCUGUGCUGGCUUUGUGGUCUCCUGUGAAGGACACUCAGAUCUUAUUCCAAAGCAAAGGGCCCCCACAGGCCAGUUUGAGGUCCUCAGUCAACUAAGUCGCUCCUGGCCACAUUAGAGAUGCCUUUUGGAAGUGUCCAGCCUCAUUCUAGCGAGCCUCGGAGUGGAUGGAACGUACUGCUGUCACGGGCCCUGAAGUGGUGUUUCUGUCUGGUGCAGACCCACAGCUGCUGGGAGAGGCAGCUCUCGGAAACACCAUCUGAAAUGUACUAGGUAGUUAGCAGCCCGUGUGCACAGGUCACGUCUGUGGUUGAGUUUUAAAACAUCUACCCAGAUAUGUUCCAGUAA
Fukomys damarensis (Damara mole-rat) is the source of this 3753-nucleotide messenger RNA. RefSeq names its product aspartate beta-hydroxylase domain containing 2 (gene Asphd2). The coding region runs from base 1208 to 2308 and encodes 366 amino acids. Lineage: Eukaryota; Metazoa; Chordata; Mammalia; Rodentia; Bathyergidae. The transcript has 4 exons. The record is from RefSeq and is a predicted model, not a curated record.